UGCCAUGCGCGCGCUGCUGCCGCUGCUGCCGCUGGUGCGCGCGGCCCGGGGCUGGCGCUCGGGGGUCCCCGGCGCGGGGCGGGGGGCGGGCGCCGGGCCCGCGCGCCGCGCCAUGGCCCAGUACCGCACGGAGCAGCGCGGCCCGGCGCGCUCGGCCGACUUCCGCCUCUUCUUCAAGAACACUUCCGGCCACUACAUUUCCCCCUUCCACGACAUUCCUCUGAAGGCGGGUGACUCUGCAGAGGGGAACGGCCUUCCCGCCAAGAGAGCCCGGAGCGAUGCCCAUGAGAAUUUGUUCCAUAUGAUUGUAGAAGUGCCUCGGUGGACCAACGCUAAGAUGGAGAUCGCCACGAAGGAGCCUCUGAACCCCAUCAAGCAGGACGUGAAGCGCGGGCGGCUGCGCUUCGUGGCCAAUGUCUUCCCCCACAAGGGCUACAUCUGGAACUACGGGGCCCUCCCACAGACCUGGGAAGACCCUCAGAAGAAGGACGAGGACACGGACUGCUGUGGAGACAACGACCCCAUCGACGUCUGUGAGAUCGGCUCUAAGGUGCUCUCUCGUGGCGAGGUCAUACGCGUCAAAGUCCUUGGGAUUCUGGCUCUUGUUGAUGAGGGUGAGACUGAUUGGAAAGUAAUUGCCAUCAAUGUGGAUGACCCCGACGCCUCCAAGCUUCACGACAUCGAGGACGUGAAGAAGUACAAACCCGGGUACUUGGAAGCCACGCUCAGCUGGUUCCGGUAUUACAAGGUGCCAGAUGGAAAGCCAGAAAACAAGUUCGCGUUCAACGGCGAAUUCAAAAACAAGGCUUUUGCUCUCAAGGUCAUCGAGUCUACGCAUGAAUGUUGGAAAGCCUUGCUCAUGAACAAGUGUGAGAGAGGGUCUAUUGAGUGCACCAAUGUGCAGGUCUGUGGCAGCCCGUUCCUUUGCACUCAGGAGAAAGCAAGAGCAGUCGUGGAAUCGGUACAUCCAGGAACUUCAGAGAGCAGCGGAAGUGAGCCAGAAGAGCAAGUGUGGCACUUCCUCAGCACAAACUGAAGCUUCGGAAGCCCCUGCCCUCCAGACUCUGAGACUGCGUCCCUGCGCCUGGAGCCGGGCUCGGCCUGGAGGAUUGGCUGACUUCAGUGGAAACUUCAUCCCCCCCCCCCCCCCAGAUAUUUUGAGAUUCGUAAAAUGUA
Molecule: messenger RNA, 1176 nt
Organism: Sorex fumeus (smoky shrew)
Lineage: Eukaryota; Metazoa; Chordata; Mammalia; Eulipotyphla; Soricidae
Gene: PPA2
Product: inorganic pyrophosphatase 2
Exons: 12
Coding region: 5-1036 (343 amino acids)
Biological process (GO): phosphate-containing compound metabolic process
Cellular component (GO): cytoplasm
Molecular function (GO): inorganic diphosphate phosphatase activity; magnesium ion binding
Source: RefSeq, a predicted model, not a curated record